Messenger RNA from Mauremys reevesii (Reeves's turtle), 4899 nucleotides. It is a transcript of the gene PTPRJ, whose product is annotated as protein tyrosine phosphatase receptor type J. The transcript has 25 exons. NCBI's taxonomy places the organism in Eukaryota, Metazoa, Chordata, Testudines, Geoemydidae. Gene Ontology annotation, molecular function: cadherin binding; protein tyrosine phosphatase activity. Gene Ontology annotation, biological process: protein dephosphorylation; angiogenesis. The coding region runs from base 428 to 4459 and encodes 1343 amino acids. The record is from RefSeq and is a predicted model, not a curated record.
AGGGAAGGGGGGGAAGUGCAGCAACAACUUCCCUGCAGCAAAAUGGCCUUUUAAACCCUUGACAACAGGAGGCGAAUUCCUCCCCCUGGCAGCAGCGGAAGCGAUGAGUGUUCAGAGGGGAGGUGACUGACUCCUCUCCCUCUCCCCAGAGCAGGAGGCGAGCUUCGCCGGGAGUCCUGCCUGCGCAUCUCGCUCCACCCUGCCCAGGACUUGUCCCCGCUCCGAGCUCCCGCAUUUUCAGCGCGCGGCGGGCAGAGCGGGCAGAGCGAGAGAGCAGCCGCCGCCGCCGGAGCGCAGAGAGAGCGAGCCGGGGGAGGGACCCCGCCGGGCGCCGCUGAGUGCUGGGGGCGCAGCCCUGCCAUGUCCCCGGGGCAGCCGGAGUUGGGCUAAGCGGCUGUGCGCGCAGCGGGGAGAGCUCUUCGGGACCAUGAAGCAGCCAGGGCAGCUCUUCCUCCGCCUGCUGCUCCUGCUCUGCCUCGCCAAGAUCGAACCUGCAGCUGCCUGCUUUGAAGAUUGCAGCUCAGUAAAUGUAAAUGCAAUGAUGACAGAAAUCCAUAUUGACACAUUACCAGAAAACUUUACAAUAAUCAGUGUAACUUUUGCAAAUGGAACACUGUUCCAGAAUUCAUCACUGAACAAUUCAAUAGGAGGUCUUUCACCUGGUGUACAAUACAUUAUCAACAUUCAAAAUGGUACAGAAGCAUGUUGCAAAAACAUUACAACAAUGCCCACUCCAGUGUUUAACAUCGAGGUUUCCAGUGUCAGUACACAUGGAGUAUCUUUAACGUGGGAGAACAAAGAUGCUGCUGCUUCUGAGUACAGUUACAGGAUACUCAUUGAAAAUGAACCUUCAUCUACUAGGAACAUGACAUCCAAUACCACAAAAGCUGUAAUUACAGGCUUAAAUCCCGGUACAUUGUACCAAUUCAAAAUAUUUCCACUUGCAGCAGAUAAGACUGAAGGAUACCCAAAUUCGACGUUGAUUUAUACAAAGCCCAGUCCAGUUUCUGACAUCCAGGCCACAAAUGUCAGCACAGAACAAGUGACCUUAACAUGGAAAAACAAUGACACUGCUGCUCCUAAUUACACAUAUGUGAUAUCCACUGAUGGGAAUGGAAUUUCGCCUACUCAGAACCAAACCUCCCAAAACAAAAAUGCUGUAAUUGGGAGACUACAGCCUGGUACCCUUUAUAACUUCACAGUAGUUCCACUAGCAGCAGAUAACAUGACUAAAGGAGACCCAGAAGUCAAACACAUCUAUACAAUGCCCACUCCAGUGUUUAACAUCGAGGUUUCCAGUGUCAGUACACAUGGAGUAUCUUUAACGUGGGAGAACAAAGAUGCUGCUGCUUCUGAGUACAGUUACAGGAUACUCAUUGAAAAUGAACCUUCAUCUACUAGGAACAUGACAUCCAAUACCACAAAAGCUGUAAUUACAGGCUUAAAUCCCGGUACAUUGUACCAAUUCAAAAUAUUUCCACUUGCAGCAGAUAAGACUGAAGGAUACCCAAAUUCGACGUUGAUUUAUACAAAGCCCAGUCCAGUUUCUGACAUCCAGGCCACAAAUGUCAGCACAGAACAAGUGACCUUAACAUGGAAAAACAAUGACACUGCUGCUCCUAAUUACACAUAUGUGAUAUCCACUGAUGGGAAUGGAAUUUCGCCUACUCAGAACCAAACCUCCCAAAACAAAAAUGCUGUAAUUGGGAGACUACAGCCUGGUACCCUUUAUAACUUCACAGUAGUUCCACUAGCAGCAGAUAACAUGACUAAAGGAGACCCAGAAGUCAAACACAUCUAUACAAUGCCCACUCCAGUGUUUAACAUCGAGGUUUCCAGUGUCAGUACACAUGGAGUAUCUUUAACGUGGGAGAACAAAGAUGCUGCUGCUUCUGAGUACAGUUACAGGAUACUCAUUGAAAAUGAACCUUCAUCUACUAGGAACAUGACAUCCAAUACCACAAAAGCUGUAAUUACAGGCUUAAAUCCCGGUACAUUGUACCAAUUCAAAAUAUUUCCACUUGCAGCAGAUAAGACUGAAGGAUACCCAAAUUCGACGUUGAUUUAUACAAAGCCCAGUCCAGUUUCUGACAUCCAGGCCACAAAUGUCAGCACAGAACAAGUGACCUUAACAUGGAAAAACAAUGACACUGCUGCUCCUAAUUACACAUAUGUGAUAUCCACUGAUGGGAAUGGAAUUUCGCCUACUCAGAACCAAACCUCCCAAAACAAAAAUGCUGUAAUUGGGAGACUACAGCCUGGUACCCUUUAUAACUUCACAGUAGUUCCACUAGCAGCAGAUAACAUGACUAAAGGAGACCCAGAAGUCAAACACAUCUAUACAAAGCCCAGUCCAGUUUCUGACAUCCAGGCCACAAAUAUCAGCACAGAACAAGUGACCUUAACGUGGGAAAACAAUGACACUGCUGCUUCUAAUUACACAUAUGUGAUAUACACUGAUGGGAAUGGAAUUUCUCCUACUCGGAACCAAACCUCCCAAAACAAAAUUGCGGUAAUUGAGGAAUUACAGCCUGGUACCCUUUAUAACUUCACAGUAGUUCCACUAGCAGCGGAUAACGUGACUGAAGGAGACCCAAAAGUCAAAGAGAUCUGUACAGAGCCUGCACCAGUGCCUUCAUUUAACUGUACACCAGUGACUAAAGAGCCUAAGUUAACACUAAAGUGGGAGCGCCCUGCUGGUGACAGUACUGGCUUCAGCAUUAACAUAUUCAAUGAUGCCUGGAGCAACAAAACACUGGUUUUGGCUGAUAGCCUAGAAACAACUGUAACAAAUUUAAAUUAUUCCACCUCCUACAGUGUUAGUAUUAUAACCCGUUCAUGUGAGAAAGACAGCCUUCCAAUGCGAAUAACAUGCGAUACAAGUAUCACUGACCCACCUGCUCCAAUAGAAAAGCCUAUUAUUACGUCAAUCACUCACAACUCCUUUAAAAUUAAGUUCAGUGGGUUUGAGUCAAAAAAUGGACCGCUAAAGGCCUAUGCAAUAGUAAUCACAACAACUAAAGAAGGCAAUAUACCUCCAAGUAGCAGCUUGAACUAUACAUACAAUGACUUCAAGGAAAAUAAAAGAAAAACAUACAUAACAAGUGUCAUAACCGCUACGCAAAUGAGAGCCUUUUCCUCCCGUUCAAAUAGUUCAGAAUAUGUAAUGGAAGUAGGAGAUGCAUCCAAAUCGCAUGCCUAUUCCAAUGGGCCGCUGGAACCACUUGGUUCAUACCGGGCGAGUGUUGCAGGUUUCACUAAAAUUGAAUUUAACAAUGGUGAACUUAUUGUUGAAGAGAGAAGCUAUGUAUCAUUUACACCUUAUUCUCAGGCAAUUAUAUUACUCCAGGAUCCAGGUGUCAUCACUGGAGCCGUUAUUGGGUGUAUUUUGGGUGCUGUGGCUAUAGCUGCUGUAGUGGUAUUCGUUUUCUGGAGACGGAGAAGGAAAGAUGGAAAAAAUAGUGAGCUACCCUUUUCUCCGAUUAGACCCAAGAAAUCCAAGUCAAUUAAAGUUGAAAACUUUGAGUCCUACUUUAAGAAACAGCAAGCUGACUCAAACUGUGGAUUUGCUGAAGAGUAUGAAGAACUCAGGUCGGUGGGCAUUAAUCAGCCUAAAUUUGCAGCUGAACUUACUGAGAACAGAGGGAAAAAUAGGUACAAUAAUGUCUUGCCGUAUGACAUUUCCCGUGUUAAACUUUCAAUCCAAAACCAUCCAACUGAUGAUUAUAUUAAUGCAAAUUAUAUGCCUGGAUACAACUCCAAGAAAGAAUUUAUUGCUGCACAAGGCCCCUUACCCAACACUGUGCAAGACUUUUGGCGCAUGAUUUGGGAAAAAAAUAUCUAUGCUAUUGUUAUGUUGACAAAAUGUGUUGAACAAGGCAGGACCAAAUGUGAGGAAUAUUGGCCAGACAAAGGAUCCAACUAUUACGAUGACAUUACUGUAACGUUGGUCUCAGAGUAUGUCCUUCCAGAAUGGACAAUAAGAGACUUCACAGUGGAAGGCAAUGAUGCAACUGAAAGCCACUCUGUACGCCAGUUCCAUUUCACUUCCUGGCCUGACCAUGGUGUUCCGGAGACAACAGACCUUCUUAUUAACUUUAGACAUCUGGUACAGGAAAACAUUAGACAAAAUCCCCCAGAUUCUCCUACUCUGGUGCACUGCAGUGCUGGUGUUGGCAGGACAGGUACUUUCAUUGCAAUUGACCACCUGAUCCAGCAAAUAGAAAUGGAGAACGCCAGCGAUGUGUAUGGAGUAGUAUAUGAUCUUCGAAUGCAUCGACCUUUAAUGGUACAAACAGAGGACCAGUAUGUCUUCCUAAACCAGUGUGUUUUGGACAUUAUUAAAUCCCAAAGAAACAAAAAAUCAGACCUUAUCUACCAAAACACAACAGCAAUGGCAAUCUAUGAAAAUUUUGGACCAACAGCAGGUUUUGAGAAGGCAAAUGGCUACUAUGCAUAACCAGAGAGGGAAGAAAUGUCACUAGGAGGCCAUUACUGUCCUGCACACAGGAAAACGAAAUGCACUGUUAUUGUACUUGUGUGUACAGUAUCUUUUAUUAUUUUUUCAGUCUUGUAUAUCUAAUUUGAAGAUGCCCUUGUAAAAAUGUCAUUUGGAGUUGUGGAUUAGUAUAAAAAGAAGCUGCAAGUUAACAGAGGAAAUUGCUUUAUCUUGGGAACUUCACAAUACUCGUAGGCAAAACAACAUUUGCAGUACAGACGGUGAAGUAGAUGAUAAAUAUUAAAAAUAACAAAUUACAAAGGCUCUUUUUUAAUUACAGUUUUGUAUGAUUUCAUAUACAGAUACCUGGCUUGUGGGCUGUGGAAUAUAUUUUAUAAAAGUCAGGAACAUAUUUUAUCUGCUGUACCUGGUUACUUAGUUGAUGGAUAUAUGCUUCAUUG